GAGCGAGGAGGAGACGGAAGACCCAAGCGGCUGGGCACCAUUGAAUAAAAGCUCUGCAAGUCUGCAAUAAAAAUGGCCUCCAAUAAAACUACAUUGAAAUCCAAAACAUUGAUCUUUAAGUGACAAGAAUUAGUGAAGCCGAAAAGAGUACCAGAAAACAAUCUUCCAUUGAAUCAAAGAAUUUUAGUCCAACGGAGAAUACAGAUGGAGAUGUUCCCCACUUGUAGCCUGCUUGCCUCAUCACCACACAAAAUGGGAAAGAAACAGAAUGGCAAAGGUAAAAAAGUUGAAGAGGCAGAGUCUGAAGAAUUUGUUGUGGAGAAGGUCCUGGACAGGCGUGUUCAAAAUGGAAAGGUGGAAUACUUCUUGAAGUGGAAAGGAUUUACAGAUGCUGACAACACAUGGGAACCUGAAGAGAACUUAGAUUGUCCAGAGCUAAUUGAAGCUUUUCUGAACUCUCAGAAAGCUGGUAAAGAAAAAACAGACGGUGCCAAAAGAAAAUCUUUGUCAGAUAGCGAAUCUGAUGAUAGUAAAUCAAAGAAAAAGCGUGAUUCUGUUGAUAAACCAAGAGGGUUUGCAAGGGGUCUUGAUCCUGAGCGGAUAAUUGGCGCUACGGAUAGCAGUGGAGAGCUUAUGUUCCUCAUGAAAUGGAAAGACUCUGAUGAGGCAGAUCUGGUGCUGGCCAAAGAAGCUAAUGUGAAGUGUCCUCAGAUCGUAAUCGCUUUUUAUGAAGAACGACUAACUUGGCAUUCAUGCCCAGAGGAUGAAGCACAAUAAUUGUUUGCAUUGCUUUUUUUAUAUAUAAGAAUAUUAAAACCUGAAGUUCGAUUUAUUAGCAAUGUGAGAAGCAUACAUUCUAACAAGUUUCGAAUUUGAUAUUUUUUUGAAGUAGUAUGUUUUGCAUCAACAGCAAGUAAAUAAAAGCUUUCUGCAACUUGUUUCAUUUAUCACAAGAGAGCAUUUGAUACUACUACUUCCUCCAUAUUAGGUAAAAGCUUUUAUAAAACAUGGGUGAACUUCCAUAGUUAUUACAGGAUCAUAAUGAAUGUCUAAACAAACUCACAGAUGUUUUGUAGUCUUCUAUACUAUUGAUGUGCAUGUAUCUUCUUUACCCAAACCUAGCCCUUUAAACCUGUAGGGUCAUUCUUUUUAGUAUUUGGAAUCGCUUGGUCUUCAGAAGACUAGGUGAAAACUAACUUUGUAGUAAUUUGAAUGUUAUCAGACUGUAUAUUGUUUACUUUAUUGUAAAUACUGGUGAACAGUGGUCAAUAAAAUAGUUUUAUAUUCUUCCUUUAUACUGA
Molecule: messenger RNA, 1301 nt
Organism: Empidonax traillii (willow flycatcher)
Lineage: Eukaryota; Metazoa; Chordata; Aves; Passeriformes; Tyrannidae
Gene: CBX3
Product: chromobox 3
Exons: 7
Coding region: 205-777 (190 amino acids)
Biological process (GO): negative regulation of transcription by RNA polymerase II; chromatin organization
Cellular component (GO): pericentric heterochromatin; nucleus
Molecular function (GO): chromatin binding
Source: RefSeq, a predicted model, not a curated record